Molecule: messenger RNA, 3860 nt
Organism: Notolabrus celidotus (New Zealand spotty)
Lineage: Eukaryota; Metazoa; Chordata; Actinopteri; Labriformes; Labridae
Gene: dpysl2a
Product: dihydropyrimidinase like 2a
Exons: 14
Coding region: 308-2065 (585 amino acids)
Cellular component (GO): cytosol; cytoplasm
Molecular function (GO): hydrolase activity, acting on carbon-nitrogen (but not peptide) bonds, in cyclic amides
Source: RefSeq, a predicted model, not a curated record
GCUUCUUUGUGGCCCAUCUCUUCUUGGUGCUUGUCUGGUCUUCAGGGACCUUUUCCAGCAGUAAUUCCAAGGAAAGCACCUCAAGGAAAGGGACACAAGUAUCUAUUUACAAUCAUUUUUUUUUAGCGUGCACUGUGCAAACUCUCCUCACUAGCGACAGAAAUAGUCAGACUGUAGCACAGAUAUCUCUGGGCGUCGUCUGGCCACCAGGCAGAGCAUCCAUUCAUCCUUUCAUUGGCAGCUGAGCUUUUCCAGACGAGCUAGCUAGCGUUAGCCGAGAGGCAGCUGUGACAGAGGCAUCUUCAACAUGUCGGGUUACCAAGGAAAGAAGAAUAUCCCACGAAUUACAAGUGACCGCCUCCUCGUCAAAGGAGCAAAGAUAGUGAAUGAUGAUCAGUCAUUCUUGGCUGAUAUCUACAUGGAGGAUGGAGUCAUCAAGCAAAUAGGAGACAACCUCAUUGUUCCUGGGGGAGUUAAGAUCAUAGAGGCUCAUGGGAGAAUGGUGAUGCCUGGGGGUAUUGACGUGCACACCCGUUUCCAGAUGCCUGACCGAGGCAUGGUGUCAGCAGAUGACUUCUACCAGGGCACCAGGGCGGCCCUGGCGGGGGGGACAACUAUGAUCAUUGACCACGUGGUGCCAGAGCCUGGUCUCGGCCUGGUUGCAGCAUUCAAGCAGUGGAGGGAGUGGGCUGACGGCAAGUCCUGCUGCGACUACUCUCUACACGUGGAUAUCACUGAGUGGAACAAAGGCACCCAAGAAGAGAUGGAGACCUUAGUCAAGGAUCAUGGUGUCAACUCUUUCCUGGUCUAUUUGGCUUAUAAGGAUGUUUUCCAACUUUCUGACUCUGAGAUCUAUGAGGUGUUCAGUGUCAUCAGAGACCUUGGAGCCAUUGCACAGGUGCAUGCUGAGAAUGGAGACAUCAUCCUGGAGGAGCAAAGACGUAUUCUGGAGCUGGGGAUCACUGGUCCUGAAGGUCACGUGCUCAGCCGCCCUGAGGAGGUGGAGGCUGAGGCGGUCAAUCGCUCUGUCACCAUAGCCAAUCAGACCAACUGUCCCCUCUACGUCACCAAGGUGAUGAGCAAGAGCGCUGCUGAUGUCAUCGCCCUUGCCAGGAAAAAGGGUGCUGUGGUUUAUGGGGAGCCCAUAUCUGCCAGCUUGGGCACAGACGGUACUCAUUAUUGGAGCAAGAACUGGGCUAAGGCUGCAGCUUUUGUCACUUCUCCACCGCUCAGUCCUGAUCCCACCACCCCCGACUACCUCAACUCUCUGUUGUCAUGUGGGGACUUGCAGGUGACCGGUAGUGCUCACUGCACUUUCCACACCUCUCAGCGUGCAAUCGGCAAAGAUGACUUCACCUUAAUGCCAGAGGGCACCAAUGGCACUGAGGAGAGGAUGUCUCUAAUCUGGGACAAAUGUGUGGUUACCGGCAAGAUGGAUGAGAACCAGUUCGUGGCGGUGACCAGCACAAACGCAGCCAAGAUCUUCAACCUGUUUCCCCGCAAGGGCCGCAUCGCUGUGGGCUCUGAUGCAGACCUUGUACUGUGGGACCCCGACAUCACCAAGAUCGUCUCUGCUAAGAGCCACAACUUGUCUGUGGAGUACAACAUCUUUGAGGGCACAGAACUGCGUGGAGGUCCCGUUGUGGUGAUCAGCCAGGGCAAAAUAGUGUUGGAGGAGGGCAGCCUUCACCCCACAGAGGGCUGCGGGCGCUAUGUCAGCCGUAAACCUUUCUCUGACCACGUGUACAAAAGGAUAAAGGCUCGCAGCAGGCUCACAGAGCUGCGUGGAGUCCCAAGGGGCCAGUACGACGGCCCGGUCUGCGAGGUGACUGUGACUCCGAAGGUGAUGUCCACAGUCUCCUCAGUGAAGACCUCUCCUGCCAAGCAGCAGCAGCAGCAGCAACAGCAGCAGCAGCAGCAGAUGACCCAGCAGCCUGUGCGCAACCUCCACCAGUCUGGCUUCAGUCUGUCUGGUGCUCAAGUUGAUGACAACAUUCCUCGUCGUACCACUCAGCGCAUUGUGGCGCCCCCCGGUGGAAAAGCCAACAUCACCAGCCUAGGCUAAGCUCUUUAGUUAACUGAGCCAGGGGAUGCAGGACAACACGGGACUAGAGGCCACUUUUACUGCUGUCACAUCACAUCUGGUCACCUCUGACUCCCCCUGCACCCCACCCACAAGCCCUCCAGCCAUCUUUAUUCUCACACCACCACUUUGUCACCUCAUGCAAAAAAACCUCACUUUUUCAUGUUGUCAUCUUUCCUGCCAUAUCCCAUUGUUAAGGAAGGAUCAUGUGAAUGGUAUUUUUGCUGUUAAUAAGCCCAGUUUGAUUAUCGAUUGAAUUAAUUUGUUUACAUUUUUUGUAUAAUUGUUGCUGCACAUAUUCAAGCUGUUUAUUUGUCCUUGCUGCUCAGAAAGCAGUUCCUUGAACAGGCUUUUUAGAAACCUCAAUUUUUCUUAAUGUUCUGUUAUUUUCUUGAUAUAAAUCUGAAUGUGCUGGUGGCCACAUCACAGUGCCACCUUUAGUAAUCCAUGUGACAAUGUUACACUAAAAGAUUGUUUUUAAUACAAGUAUGUGCUUAAAAAAACUCAAAAUGCUAAUCAUGAAAUAUUAGACUUUACAUCAAGGUUUCUUCAUUUCAGAGCAAUAUAUUUUAUCUCACGUUUGCAGUAUCUUUUGUGUAGGUAGUUUGUGCAGCUGAUCAAUUAACGUUGGUCUUCCUUUUUGUGUUAUAGUUGCACUUUUUUAAAAAAGAUUGAUGUUUUAUGUUUUAUCAAGUUAAGUCAUGUUGAAAGGAGCGGACUGAACUGAAAGGGAACAAAGGUAGUCAAGGGUUUCAUUUUUACUCAGUCAACUGAGCCCUGAAUAUGAGGGAAGAAACAGGUGGCAUAAAACAUUCUGUUCACGAAACACAAACCCUUUCCUUAAUUUCAUCAUUUUGUUUUGUCCUCAUGUCAUAUAAGAGGUUGUCAGGGCAACAAGCUUCCUAUAAUCCAUCCGGUGUAUAUUGUUAAGAAAACAGAAGAAGACAAGCUAGACGGGAGAUUUGCCGACAGCCUCACUGCACCUGGUGCUAUAUGAACAAUGCUAUAUUCAUGCAGAUGAUGUCUCACUCCACACAGCAGUCACGUCAGCCAGAGCAGAGUCACAUCUCUCCAGUCUUAACACGAUUUGUUUUGCACCUGCAACAAUCCAAAUGUUAGAAAAUGUAUGUGAGCUUGCAACUUUUUUCUUUGUAAUAGAUAUAUCUGUAUGUUUUUUGUUGGAAUUGAACUAUUGCCUGCCUGUUCUGUAAGAUAAUGAUAGCACACUGUAUCUAUGAAGGCUCUUGAAAGAAGUGAAACCAUGAUCUUUGAGACCUGAUGAAAAAUCUUUCGGUAUGUAAAUGAAAUCCGACACAGCGUGCUGAUGAUGUGUCCACUGUACUCGGUGUUAGUGUUGUGAAUGAAUUACCAGAUAUCCAGUUUUUCUUCUCUUACCUCCCCCCUUUGAUCCUCUACCUGCCCCGACACAAGAUACACUGGAGGUAGUAACUGUUUAAAAAAAAAAAAAUCACCAAACAGCGAUGAGUUUUCAGUUUUUACUGUCAAACACUGGUUUAUUUCUUCCUCAUUGCCUUGUCAAGUGUAGGUUUUUGUAUGCCGAGCUAUAAUGUGAAGUGAUUUACAUUGGGGGAAGUUUCUUGGUGAUGGUUAUUGAGUUGUGAUGUUGAGCACUGUUGUUGCCCCUCUCCCAGCAGGUGUGAUACUCUCAGUCAUGUAUGUUUUGUAGGAUAUCAGGGUUUUGGGGGGAAAUCAUCGGUCCUGUCAGCAUUUGACCCUAUCUGUGUUGACUUCAGUGGAUUAAAAUAAUUAAAAUGAA